AUGCCCCACAGAUCUCGCAAAAAGCAAACGCGACUUGCCUUUGCUUCCGCGCCACCAGAAACUGAAGCUGCUGGUGACAGUCCCACCAAAAGUGACGGCCGCUUCGCUCGACUAGAAUAUGGACAUCCCAGCAUGGCCUCUUUACUCACGGGAAAGUCUCGCAACAGUCAGCACGCAGCUUCGAAGGAUACCACUCCGGCCAAAUCGUCUAUGCGCAAACACGAAUCGAAAGACAAGUCGCGAUCAAAGAAGAAAAAGCACACGAUCGAGAAUGAAAACAACCAGACUUCUGUGAAAGAGCCCGUCGAUAGCGCCUCCUCAGAAGACGAUAUUGUCGUGCCAAGCACCCAAAAGAGGAAGAGACGCCUGCCCUCCACCGCUGAGAUUGGAACCAGGGCCCUACACGCUACGGACAAGCCGGCCAUGAGUGAUUCGAAGGAUCCGGGAUCUCGAACACGGCGCAAGCUCAAGCGGAAAGCAGAAAGCUCGCCCAUCGUUCUGAGUGAUUCUGAGGAUUCAGAUGAACCAGUUCUCUCGUCACCCAUCAAGAGGCGGCGGAGGGCAGCGGACACGGAGACCCCUCAGACACCGCACUCGUCUGCCGAUCGAGAUAGAUUGGAUAUUGAAGAAGACCUAGAGGAUCUCCAAGAUUCAGGUAUGUUUUGUUUCAUUAUUCUCCACAGCAGCUUUCAUCCGUCUAAAUUUAUGUUAGUCGUCAAGAAAUCGCGAACUCGAGGCCGGCUUGCCGGAUCGGCUCGGGACAAGAGGCAGAAGCACCUAGAAGCCCUCCGCCGCAGACGAGCCGGACUGAAGGAAGAAAGUGAGACUGAAUCAGAGAACGAAACAGACCCUGAUGAAAGCGAAAUCCCUACAAUUCAGCAAACUGUCGAUAUCCGUCGCAUCACAGUGGACGACAGUGAUGUUGAAUCCGCUAUUCUUAGCGAUGAGGAUCUCGAUCGCUACGAGGAUGACUUUGUGCUGGAGGACGAAGACAAGCUGGGCGUACCAACCGAAGAAAUCCCAUUCGAAUUCACGCGGCACGCGUACAAGCAGCUCAAAGAAUACUUCCGGGAUGUCGUGGAGUGGAUGGUGCACAACAAGCUCAAUCCUGCAUUCCCCCGCAACAAUGCCAUGUACAAAGUGGCAUUCAUGAAACUGGACGAUGAAGUCAAGGGCCGCGCGGGAUCCCAGUUGAUUUCUUCCGUGUGGAAUGCCGAUUUCUGCAGAGCCCUCAUGGCUCGGCCUCAGAUUGAAAUGACCGCUUUUCCUACCGCUCUGGACCACCCGUGCGAUGCCUGUAAUCGGUCCAAACACCCUGCCUCCACCGAUAUGAAGCUCUAUGGCAAGGCAUACUCCCUUGAGACACUCGAGCCGCUGAACGAUGAUUCGUCAGAGGACAGCGACGAAAGCAAGUCUAGUAGAGACGAGAACGAGGAUGAGGAUUCCGGAGAAGAGCGGGACAGAGACGGCCAUGUGUUGCCGCCUGAGAGCAGGCGCUUUCUCCUGGGCAGGCAAUGCAAAGCCAAAGCCGAGCUCGCUCACACUCUGACCCAUUGGCGCUUCCACCUCAACGAAUGGGUCGUCGGCUACCUCGAGCGCAAGGGUCAUAUGGACAUAGACGAGGUCAUCAAGCGGAACGACAUGAGCCAGAAGCGCAAGAUGAAGAAUGCAAACGCCGCCGUCGACCGCAUGGUCGAGGCGGACGAGAUCGAGAAGCUGUGGCGCGACUUCCACCUGAAUCUCAAGUCUGCGCGGGAGAAUACGUCAACUUUGGGAUGA
Penicillium riverlandense is the source of this 1779-nucleotide messenger RNA. RefSeq lists its product as uncharacterized. Bases 1 to 1779 code for a protein of 592 amino acids. Gene Ontology annotation, cellular component: nucleus. The record is from RefSeq and is a predicted model, not a curated record. Lineage: Eukaryota; Fungi; Ascomycota; Eurotiomycetes; Eurotiales; Aspergillaceae. The transcript has 4 exons.